This is a messenger RNA of Elaeis guineensis (African oil palm), 1922 nucleotides long. Its product is annotated as floricaula/leafy homolog. Gene Ontology annotation, biological process: regulation of DNA-templated transcription. NCBI's taxonomy places the organism in Eukaryota, Viridiplantae, Streptophyta, Magnoliopsida, Arecales, Arecaceae. The record is from RefSeq and is a predicted model, not a curated record. Gene Ontology annotation, molecular function: DNA binding.
ACAAAAUUAAUAAGUCCAACAAGGGAGGGUUUGGUAAUUUCAGCUUACCAAGGCAACAAGGGAUCAUUUCAACACAAAGGACCGAAGAAGGGAUAGUUUAGUAAUUUCAUGUUAGCAAGGCAACAGCCGUCCUCCCGCUUAAAAGCGAGCAAACAGCGUCAAACGAAGUGGCAUCUGGAGUCUACAGGCCAAGGAGAAAGAGAAAAGAAAGAAAAAACAAAAAAAAGAAAAAGAACGAGAAGAAAGCUAGCCAGAUUGAUCAAUGGAUCCUGGGGACGCCUUCUCGGCGAACAUCUUCAAGUGGGACCCGCCGGCGCCUCCGCCGUGCCGUUCGAUGGAACCCACACCGGCGGCGGCGGAGGAAGGGGAGGAGCCACAGCAAAUGCAAGAAAGGCGCGGCGGGGAGGAAUGUCAGCCGCGGGAGCUGGGGGAGGUGUUCGCCGGGUACGGGGUGCGGUACGCGACGGUGGCGCGGCUGGGGGAGCUGGGGUUCACGGCAAGCACGCUGGUGGGGAUGACGGAAGGGGAGGUGGAGGAGGUGCUCUCCGCCCUCGCCCACCUCUUCCGGUGGGACCUUCUCCUCGGCGAGCGCUACGGCAUCAAGGCCGCCCUCCGCGUCGAGCGCCGCCGCCUCCUCGACCACCACCAGGCCAUGCUCUUCCUUCGUCACGACCACAACCAUCAACCGGCCGCCGGCGUUGAUGACGACGCUCGCCGGAGGAUGCUUCUUCUUAACUCUCCUGGUCACCUCCAUCACAACCUCGGCGGCCUCAACCACGCCCUCGACGCCCUCUCCCAAGAAGGACUGUCGGAGGAGCCGGUGCAGCAGGAGAGGGAGGCGGCGGCGAGCGGCGGGGAGGCGAUCAACGACGAUGGCAGGGCCAAGCAGCGGCGGAGCACCAAGAAAUCCAAAGCCAAGAAGAAGAACAGGAGGAAGAAUAAGAAGAAGAAGCAGAGAUCAUCACCCGAGGAGGAGGAGGAGGAGGAGGAGGAGGAAGAGGAAGAUGGGUGGGGAACGGGGGGAUCAGAAGAGGGGUCGGAAAGGAGCGUGGUGGAGCGGCAGAGGGAGCACCCGUUCAUCGUGACGGAGCCCGGCGAGGUGGCGCGGGCGAAGAAGAACGGGCUGGACUACCUCUUCCACCUCUACGAGCAGUGCCGCCACUUCCUCCUCCAGGUCCAGUCGCUCGCCAAAGAGCGUGGCGACAAGUGUCCCACCAAGGUUACAAACCAAGUGUUUCGGUAUGCCAAGAAGGUUGGGGCAAGCUACAUCAACAAGCCAAAGAUGAGGCACUACGUUCACUGCUAUGCCCUUCACUGCCUUGAUGAAGAGGCAUCAAAUGCACUGAGGAGGGCCUACAAGGAGAGAGGGGAGAAUGUUGGUGCAUGGAGGCAAGCAUGCUAUAAGCCCCUUGUCGCCAUCUCUGCGAGGCAUGGCUGGGACAUCGACGCCGUCUUCAAUGCACACCCCCGCCUUUCCAUCUGGUACGUCCCCACAAAGCUCCGACAGCUCUGCCACCUUGCGCGCAGCAAUGCCGCCACCGCUGCCUCCAGCUCCGUCCUGGGGGCCACCUCGUCUGAUGGGCUGCCGCCACCGCCACCACCACCACCAAUGUUUUAGUUGUCGGUCAGGGUCUGUCGGAGGUUAAUUUGUAGGCUGUAACAUGUACUUUCUCUUUGCUUUAUCAUCCUGUUUGACAAUGCAGCCACUGCUAUGACAAGAUCGGCCUUUUCUAAAUCGAUUGCGAGGCAAUUGACCGGAAAAAUUUAGUGAUUUCUGUCAUUAGAUUUUGAGAUAGUAUAGUAAAUGGUAAUGCUUUUAGUUUUAAGAACUAGCAUGAUUGCUAAAAGGACAAACUGUUCUUUGAUUAUAUAAAGCAUCUUCUAAGUGAACUUAGAAAAAUAAGGCUUGAAAUAUAGAGAAU